AUGGUAUUGAUGGAAGUAGCAGGACUUUUACCACUUGUAUAUCAGAUAGAAGAUGUUCAUACACGUGAUGAUUUAUGUGUUCGAGAAAUUGAAAUAUUACAAGGUGGCAAAUUAGCGGUGAAAUCAGAAGUUUCAUUUCAUGAGGCAUGUCGAGAAUCGAUAGCACAUCAGUGUCACAUGCCUGUAACACCGAUGCCUGAUUUUUGCAAUCCGUUAUCAGAAGCAGUUAAGCAAAUGUUAGAAAAUAAAGACGAGGAUGUAUUCCCAUUAUCACUCGAAAUCCAUGAAUUCGCUAAUACAGUAUUAUUGAAUCCCAUCAAUGAUAUCUUUGAUAUUCGUAUUGUUGAUGCUGAUUCAUUUGCAAUGGCAACAAUGAAAGGAUUUUUUACCAAAAUUUGGGCUAAAACAAAAGAAAAAAUUGAUGAAAAUUUAAAUUAUCACAAAUUGUUGGCAUCAUAUUUUGUGGAAACAACCCUUUUACCUUCUAUGUUACGAUAUCAUAUCAGCCGUGGUUUCUCACCAACUGAAUUGCAACCACUCGAUUAUUGCUUAUGGAUUCAUAGCAACGAUAUUAAUAGCAAUGAAUGGCUUCUAUGCGAAAAUCAUUUCUCUAUCGCAAGUAAAAAUACGUUUUCUUUAAAUCGUUACCAUUUGUUAUUAUUAAUAAUUAUUAUUGCAUUGCCACAGUAUUUCGAAUAA
Molecule: messenger RNA, 699 nt
Organism: Acanthocheilonema viteae
Lineage: Eukaryota; Metazoa; Nematoda; Chromadorea; Rhabditida; Onchocercidae
Source: the annotation of a GenBank genome assembly